AUGGCUGGGUUUAAAGUGACAGUUGAACUUGCCGCGUCCGUCAUCCCAGUUCCAGCACUGCCCGUGUCGACCCCAUCAAACGUAAUGGCUCUUCCCACCGUGCCUGACGAUCUGGCAUGGCAAUUGGAAAUACCCAAAGAAUAUGAACGUACACUUUUUCCUAACCCUCAACUCUCUAUUAUCGACUUCGUCCACACCUUUACCCCUCCACCUGCAUGCCCAGAUCAGAAACAAGAAAUGUACCAACUUCCCACCGGCCACUCAUUUUUUCAGACAGGUUUACCAGACCUAGGAGACGUUUUGGCCCUCAUUCGGGUCAUGGUUCCUCCGAAAAGGAUUGUUGCGGAGCUUCUCAAAGAGGCAAAACAGAAAUGGUUGGAUGGCCAUUCUUCGCUCUCUGUCCUGGGAGAAGCACUCCUUAUCCCUUUGUGGGUCCUUUCCUUUUGGACACGCAUUCUCUUCGACAUCCUUCCUGUCCACCGUGAUUGGCAAAUAUCUCUCGAGUGGCUUCGACACGAUGAGUUUAAGCUAUUUCAAGGCCAAGUUCAGGAUGCCAUCCAUGCUCUUUCAGCCCUUCCCUGGUCAGGCUACCUUUCCCCCAUGUCAUCCAGCACCUCCAGCAUGAGCCUUCUCAAAUCCACCCUGUCGCCGUUCCUGUCACGCAAAUGGCUAUCCGACGAAAACACCAACCAAAUGACACACUUGCUCCAGAAGGGAGUUGAAGGGUCCAAAUCCCAUUCAAAUGUCAUCUUCUUGAGCAACCAGAUGGGGCGUACAAUCAUCAAUCUCUAUCUCAAUGAGAAAAGUGGGAAAUCAAAGUACAACCCAGAUGGAGGGGAACACUUUCAGCACUUUGGUGCAAGACUCUCGGGAAGUAGCCGUAUCGCAGGAAUCAUCCAUGUUAAUGGGAACCAUUGGGUUGCUGUCAUCGUUGACGUGGGAGAAGAGAAGUUCUGGUAUGGCGAUCCAGCACGCAGGUCUCCGGAUGUGAAUGUUCGGGCUGCAUUAUUGUGGUUCCUCUCAAAACAUGUUAUCCUGGUGGAGACUGCUGAUUUCGAAGAUGUCACCUUGCCCGCUCCCAUGCAGGAUUUCUCACUGGAUUGGUUUAAUUGCGGUAUCUUUAGCUAUAAUGCACUAUCACAUCAUUUCCUUCAUGAGCCUCUCCUUCGCAAUACACACAACCCCAUCUAUGGUGAUCUGGGUCGUAUUGGCAUGUUCUGCAAAUUAGUCGAUGACUAUAAGCUAAAUUGCCCCCCGGAAGAGGCUGCUCUUGCUAUUACAUUUGACGCCAAAUCAUACUUCGGUUUGAAGGAGUACCAACACGACUCAGACCACAGCCCCAGCCCACCCAUCACUCCUCGACCUGCCACUCCGCCACCUCAUAAAGACGCUCUUGUAUUAUCAAAAGCUCUCAAACAGAUGUCUGUUUCACCAAAGAAACCAAAGGCGAAGAAGAAGAAGACUGCGACAGCUGACCCAAAGAGUGCUCGGUCAGUCGUAGCACCUAUUUUCCAGAUUCCAACAGGCAGGACAAGCUCAAAGGUUUCCAAGAAGCGGAGAUGGGAGGAGAGCGAUGAUGAGGAAAACUUGAAGGCUCGACCACCAAAGCACACUGGCUCUGAGGACUCUGACACCUCUGAUUCCCCGAUUGCACGUAAUCCAGGUCGUCCCCGGAUUGGUCUCCUCAAUAAAUUUACAGUAGCACCCAACACUCGGCGAGGGGAGGUGCAAGCACAUCGCUGUAUCAGCAAAGGCUGCCCAAAGGUUCAUAAGCCACGAUCCCGUAUCCGAGUACUCAACCAUGCGAAACGAUGCCUGAAACUCACCUCUGACCAAUGCAAGAUGGCCUCAGCAGCCAGUUCAAAGGAUGCCCCCAGUGCAGUGGUGGAGAACAGCCUCAAGACCCUGCCCUUUGGCUCGUCCACUUCCCAAUCCUGUGCCCCCAACCAGGAAGCCCCACAGCCAGCAAGCUACCAGGGCGAGCUGCAGGGAAGUGUCAUUGUUGUUCGCUCUUCCACCCCUUUAACUCCAUCAACACCCCCCAUAACCGACAAGCUUGCAUUCUUUGUUCGCGUUGCUCCUGCGGUCAUGGAUCUUGAUGAGUGGAAGGCUAUGUUUCUCUUGCAAACUCCCAGCUACUCACCGGCGUCGCGAACAACUCUGAUGGAGAACCAUAUUAUGUCAGAGCAGGACCUCUCGUUUGAUGGUGGUUCGAUCCGGAGUGGCGACUCGUUGUAUACUGUGCAUGCCACAACAGAGGAGCGUCGUGUCAUGCUGAUUGAGGGGCAAGAAUGCACGAACGUUUCUCAUACUGGUCGAUGGAUUGCAGACUUAGUUCUGAGUGUGAUGGACUUAGUAGGACGCGACCACUUUAUAGCUGUUUCUUCCGAUAACACAGGGAAUACACGAGUCGCGCGAGAUAUUCUCUCGGAUGAGGUGCCACUCCUCCUCAACCUUCCAGAUCCAGCACAUCAUCUUAACAACACAUGGAAGGAUAUCGCAAACCUGCCCUAUUUCAAAGAGCUCAUCAAACAAAUUCGGACAAUAAUAAAGUACUUCAAGCAUGUGAAUUUUGCGAAGGCUCUUCUCAAGGAACUUCGAGAGAAGAUGAACCUUGGGCCUGGUCUCGAAAGCAUUGGGAAAACCCGGUUUUCAACAUUGCUUUGGUCUGCAGAAUCCCUCAAGUGUUCCCUCAUUGCAAUCCUAGAGUUAGUUCAGGCUCAGAGGAUAGAAAUUCCGAAAGCCAAUCAUAUAUUUCUCAAUGAGAACGCGUGCCUCCACUUCAAGAUUCUACUGGUGCAAUUCAUCGAAGUCGGAAGCAGCAUUGCGCAGGCAAUCGAGUGCCUGGAAGCCAAGUCUGCAACUCCUGCCGAUGUCUACUUGUACUGGCUCGCCAUCCUCACAUCUAUGAAGCAGGCUCUCGAAGGUUCCUUCCUGCCCGACGACGUGAAAGGAGAGAUCCAUGGUAUCAUGAAUGCACGAUGGCGCAAGUUCUUCGUCGAAGGUCCUACCAAUGCCCAUCUGGUUCCACCUGGUAUCAACAACCCGAGAACAUUCCUGCAGGUCGGCGACUAUCUCUUCCACCUCCUCACAAUUGAGAUCCAGAAAGGCACCGACCCGUUCCUGACAGCCUGGAAGGGAAAAGCACGUCAGUUUGACGUUGCCUUUAGGGCCCAAUUCACAGCAUAUGCCCAGGGUGCUCACCCAUUCACAACACCUUUGGGUUUCGGGGAAAACCCAUACAACUGGUGGCAAGCCUUCGUUGGCACCUCGAACGGCGGGAUUCUUGCGGCUAUAGCGGUGAAAUUAUAUGCUGCUGUUCCACAUUCAAUGGCCAAUGAACGCACCAUGUCAUCAAUAACUCUCCUGAACACAGCUCAGUGCAAUCGCCAGCAGGUGCCAACUGUAAUUGCAAUGGCUCAGAUAAACGGAUAUUAUAAAGGAGAGAAACCGAGGAAGCUUCGGAAGUCCUCGCAUCCUAAUCCUCUCCUCAAAUUCUUUGACAUCAAUCGCCUACUUCGCAGUAUUGAGAACGACAAUGACGAUGGGAAAGCUGCACCCGACUACGAUGAAUCUGAAGAUGAGGAAGAUGUUGUAUUGAGAGGCAAGGACGAAGACCCGAACGCACCGUUACGCCCACCACCCUCUUCCGACUCGUUACUUUUUGAUUCGUCCGACGAUGAGAUCGAGAUGGAGUCAGAGGAGCUGGAGGAGAUCCUCACCGAUGCACCAGCUUUCAGGAGGAUAAAGAAGGACAGAUUCACGCCUGUGGUUGAGGAGGUGGUUGAGGAUGGAGGCGAAUUCAAGCUCGGCCCGUGGGUACAGGGCGUUGGGAAGUAG
This is a messenger RNA of Cyclocybe aegerita, 3840 nucleotides long. The record is from the annotation of a GenBank genome assembly. Lineage: Eukaryota; Fungi; Basidiomycota; Agaricomycetes; Agaricales; Hemipholiotaceae.